ACCCCGGGUCACGAGGCCGUUGGGGGAGGAGCCACUGCCUGGGGCGGUUCUAGUCUGUUUGGCCUCGCGGCAGCCGCCCCCUUCUACGCUGUCUAGCAGAGCCUGCGCCCGAGCUUGGAUUCGGGCGGUAUCCUCCUCAGCAGCCGCUGACCAUAGUCUGCCCACUAUGGAUCCCCGCAAAGUAAACGAGCUUCGGGCUUUCGUGAAAAUGUGUAAGCAAGAUCCGAGCGUCCUGCACACAGAGGAGAUGCGCUUCCUGAGGGAGUGGGUGGAGAGCAUGGGGGGUAAAGUACCACCUGCUACUCAUAAAGCUAAAUCAGAAGAAGAAAAUAUCAAGGAAGAUAAAACAGAUGGUAAGAAGACAGAGGAAAACAUAAAAACAGACGAGCCAUCAAGUGAGGAAAGUGAUCUAGAAAUCGACAAUGAAGGCGUAAUUGAACCAGACACUGAUACCCCUCAAGAAAUGGGAGAUGAAAAUGUAGAGAUAACUGAAGAGAUGAUGGAUCAAGCAAAUGAAAAGAAAGGGGCUGCCAUUGAUGCUCUAAAUGAUGGUGAACUACAGAAAGCCAUUGACUUGUUCACAGAUGCCAUUAAGCUGAAUCCUCGCCUGGCCAUUCUGUAUGCCAAGAGAGCCAGUGUCUUCAUCAAAUUGCAGAAGCCAAAUGCUGCCAUUCGAGAUUGUGACAGAGCCAUUGAAAUAAAUCCCGAUUCAGCCCAGCCGUACAAGUGGCGAGGGAAAGCACACAGACUUCUGGGCCAUUGGGAAGAAGCAGCCCAUGAUCUUGCCCUUGCCUGUAAACUGGAUUAUGAUGAAGAUGCGAGUGCAAUGCUGAAAGAAGUUCAGCCAAGGGCCCAGAAAAUUGCUGAACAUCGGAGAAAGUAUGAACGAAAACGUGAAGAACGAGAAAUCAAAGAAAGAAUAGAAAGGGUUAAGAAGGCUCGAGAAGAGCAUGAAAGAGCCCAGAGGGAGGAAGAAGCCAGACGACAGUCAGGAGCUCAGUAUGGAUCUUUUCCAGGAGGCUUUCCUGGGGGAACGCCUGGUAAUUUUCCAGGAGGGAUGCCUGGAAUGGGAGCAGGCAUGGCAGGAAUGCCUGGGCUCAAUGAGAUUCUUAGUGAUCCAGAGGUUCUUGCAGCCAUGCAGGAUCCAGAAGUUAUGGUGGCCUUCCAGGAUGUGGCCCAGAAUCCUGCAAAUAUGUCAAAAUAUCAGAGUAAUCCAAAGGUUAUGAAUCUCAUCAGUAAAUUAUCAGCCAAAUUUGGAGGUCAAGCGUAAUGAUCAUCUGACAGAGUCCUUUCUGAAAGAAAAACAACCUAGAUCACUUAAUGGAUGUGGCAA
Molecule: messenger RNA, 1333 nt
Organism: Fukomys damarensis (Damara mole-rat)
Lineage: Eukaryota; Metazoa; Chordata; Mammalia; Rodentia; Bathyergidae
Gene: St13
Product: ST13 Hsp70 interacting protein
Exons: 12
Coding region: 167-1270 (367 amino acids)
Molecular function (GO): protein dimerization activity; Hsp70 protein binding
Source: RefSeq, a predicted model, not a curated record